Coregonus clupeaformis (lake whitefish) is the source of this 2458-nucleotide messenger RNA. Its product is annotated as ADP-ribosylation factor 6. Gene Ontology annotation, molecular function: GTPase activity; GTP binding. The record is from RefSeq and is a predicted model, not a curated record. Bases 812 to 1339 code for a protein of 175 amino acids. Gene Ontology annotation, cellular component: cytoplasm. Lineage: Eukaryota; Metazoa; Chordata; Actinopteri; Salmoniformes; Salmonidae. The transcript has 2 exons. Gene Ontology annotation, biological process: intracellular protein transport; vesicle-mediated transport.
UGGGUUAGUUAUAACAAUCGUUGGUAGUAGCACUUCAACUAGACUGAAAAGGAGAGAGACGAAAGCGGGUUGGAAAUUACUGAGAGAGGAGGGGGGAAACAGAAAGGGGACAAGUGGGGGCAUUUUUGGAUUAAAUCAAUGACCUUAGUCACCGGGACUUUAGGAUAACGGGCUCCUACGAACGAGUGGGUAGCCCAGUGCGACGUUUGAUGGAAUAGCUGCAGAAAAUUGCCUUUUCUCCUCCGGUGGUGCUGAUCGAAACAAGGGCGAGAGGGGGGACCUCGAAACACAUUCACCAAGAGGAAGUCAGAAGUACCGCAGGCUUUUUGGAGGGCCUAUUCGAGUUCCAUGCUCUAUCAACAGACCCUCUAACCCGGAAUAGAAUAGAAAUCGACAGGAAUUAGAAAUCAAUAAUAUUAACAUUUUGUGACAGCUACAAUUAAGAAGUAUACGGCUUGUCAUACAAUUGACUUUCCAAAUAUUUGGGUACACCUUUGAACUUGGAUGCCUCAAACUCUGAGCAAUAAGUUAUUAGCAGCAAUCCUCAAAGUUACUGAUUUGUCACCAGGAAUAGGCUUAUUGUUGCCAGUUUAUUUGACGGACUCCCUUCUUUGGCCGACACAUUUGUUAAGCAUUGAUUGAUCCUGACAAUGCUCAGUGUGAGCUUCAUAUUUCACACCAUGUCCAUUGACAGUUAGUUGCAGGGUUACGCCCGGUUAAGCAAAUACAUUAAGUAAGUAAUAAGGGACAUACGGAAGAACCCAAGGUAGUUUUUUCAUUUGAAACGGAAUAUUUAUGCACUGUUUACAAGAUGGGGAAAAUGCUAUCGAAAAUCUUUGGCAACAAGGAGAUGAGAAUAUUGAUGCUUGGACUUGAUGCUGCUGGAAAGACCACCAUCCUUUACAAACUGAAACUUGGACAGUCAGUCACCACAAUUCCUACUGUUGGUUUCAACGUCGAGACUGUCACCUACAAAAACGUAAAAUUCAAUGUAUGGGACGUUGGAGGCCAAGAUAAGAUCCGUCCCCUGUGGCGACACUACUACACGGGCACUCAAGGGUUAAUCUUUGUUGUGGAUUGCGCUGACAGAGAUCGCAUCGAUGAGGCGAGGCAGGAACUCCAUCGCAUCAUUAAUGACCGUGAAAUGAGGGACGCCAUCAUCUUGAUAUUUGCUAAUAAACAGGACCUGCCAGAUGCCAUGAAGCCGCACGAAAUCCAAGAGAAACUAGGAUUGACCCGCAUCAGAGAUAGGAAUUGGUAUGUUCAGCCCUCCUGUGCGACCACGGGAGACGGACUAUAUGAGGGGUUGACAUGGCUAACAUCAAAUUACAAAUCUUAAUGAUUGAAUUAUGACUGUUUUCGAAAUUUUUUUAAACUACGAAGUUAAAUUGAGGCAAGUAACAAAUAACUUUACUUCUCAAAUGAAUAUAAUAAAGGAGUGAUUAUCCAUUUAUUUUGAUUACAAUGAUGAUCCUACAACUAAUUUAUCUUUAUAAGCUGUGUUUGCUGGUUUAUAGUUUGCAUCAACUCUGUAGCAAGCCUAUGUCACGUUAUUUUUUCGGCUUGAUGAAUACACAAUUAAAUGGGUUCAUAAUUCAAAACUACAGAGAUUACCGCCUUUGACUAUUCUUUAUCCCAUUUAAUUAUAUUUUCUAAUUAAGAUGGAUUUGUAUAUUUUCAUUUGGGCUAAGGCUUGGUUCUGUUAUGCUUUUAAGAUACUGUUGGAUUGAUUGAGUAACAAGGGUCUGUUUCCUAGUUGUUCCUUUCAGAACUAAAGUCUGAUGUUUAGUCUAGCUUGUUUGGGAUAGCUAGCUACAACACCUUAUAUUAAACAUGUUUUAAUACAGAAACCCUGUAGCAAAUUGAGUUAUUUAUUUUAGAUUGUAUUGGUGACUACACUGCAAGAUGUGAUUAAACUAUUCACCAUUUCUUACAUUUCAUUGUCAAUAUUCUGGACAUUGUGACAAAAUUAUGUCUGAAAAGACAUUGUGUAGUGUUUGGACUUGCCAUCUGGAACCCAUUUGCACAAGUGAUUCCCUACAGUGGGCAAUAUUGUGAAUUAUCCCAAAUUGUGCUCAAGCAUAAAACUGAAACAGGCCUCUGGUAACUCAAACAUGCUUUUUAGAAUGCAGGUUUUGUUAAUGGGUAGCCUAACAUUGAUGGUUAUGUAGCCAAUGGACUCAAUAUUCCAAAGGAAUGUCAUUCAGCUCUGAGCUCUCAACGUACUACCAUUAAUAUGUCUCAGGAUACGAGACCUAUUACUAGACUAAAUCUGCAGCAUGAGUACAGAAGUACAGUAACCCUACAGCAGAGUGGACCUGUCAUUCAAUGGGAGAGAGCAGCUCCCUGGUGAAAUGAUAAGUCAUCUUUUGGUUCAGGUUUCUUACUCUUGUUGACUUGGAGAACCAUGUACAGAACAAUGUCAUUGUAAUGUCUAAUAAAAAACAAACAUUUUAAA